AUGGAGCUUUCUCGCUGGUUCCGCUCAGCGCGCUUGAAGACGCUUGGCCUCAACACCUUGUGGAGCGGAUUCUAUGCUGGCUUUCGCGCCCCCUUCUGUGCCUACCUCAUGGAGAAAGACACCCCUUACCCAGCAGAGUUGCUUCAAGGGUUUGAAGGAGCCAUGGACGAGCCGUUCCACCUCCUCUACGAGGAAGUUUUGCGCACAAUCCCAGAUGCAAAGUUUGUGUACACUCUUGCGGAUCCCAACACUUGGUAUGACAGCUACAGCAGAUUCUACGAUCACCUCCCUCAUGAGUAUUACGGUCCUGUGGACUGCCACGCUCCCCCGGCUGUCCAUGUCAAAGAGCCCAUGAAUCGCAUGGUGGCAUUGCAAGCAAAGGCCGGGCAGGAUCCGCCGAGGAAUCCCAAUGACGUCGACAACCGGGGUUUGGGGCAGAGUAUUGGGAAUGUCUUCCGUACCAUUCCCAAAGAGCGCCUCCUCGUCUUCAACCUCUCGGAUUGCUGGACACCUUUGUGCGACUUCUUGGGCAAGCCCGUUCCAGACGAAGCAUUUCCACAUGUGGACCGUUUCGAGUUGUCCCAACGGUGGCACCCACCACGGGGGUGCCCCUCGUGCAGCGUCACGCUGAGUGCAUACGCCGCAAAGACGAGCUCUGAUGUGGAAAGCCUCAGUGAUUACACCACAACUACAGCGAGCAAGGCCCAGUGGCUGUGGAUGACGCGCAAGGUCUGGCUAGAGAGCGGUCUGGACUUCAGGGCAGAAGCAGCAGCAAAGAGUUACUUCCACGAGCAAUUGCUCAGCACACUCAUAGCCAAAGCGAUGACAUCGGCCCACGUCCGUACCUGGCAGAAGCCGAAUGGGGUCGAGUUGACGGUCUUUGAAGCCACCCGCCUGGUCGCAAACUGCACGGACUGGCAAGUGGUAAUGGGCGCUUUGCAAAGGCUUCGUCUUCAUUCCGUGGCCCUGGACGUCGUUUGCCUCACUGCAGCUUGCAAGGCGCUGCAGCAAGCCUUGCAAUGGCAGCGCGCACUCAGCUUGUUCCAUGGAGCUGCUGCCCUGGCCCUGGCAGCCAACGAGCGGACUUACGGUGUGGCGCUGGCGGCCUGCGCCGGUUCUGAAAGGGGCUGGAAGGAUGCGGUGCAUCUGUUUGGGUGCAUGCCAAGUGUGCGCCUGGAGCAGAAUUCCUUCCUGCAGUCCGCAGCUGUCACUGCAUUGGAUGCCGCGCUGCAUGGAUGGUCGGCUGCGCUGUCCUUGAUGGUGCAAUUGGCAGGCCGCGGCACCCCAAGCAACAUUGUGGCAAGCAAUGCGGUGUUCAGCACCUGUGCACAGCAUUGGCCUGUGACGCUAUCGCUGCUGCGCUGGGUGCGGGGACGAAGUCUCCAAGCAGAUGCAUUUACUUCGAACUCAGUCCUGGCAGCCUUGGGCGGGAGUAGCCAGUGGCAUCGCAGCCUCUCUGCAGUCGGCGGGAUGUCACGAAAGAGCCUUCCAUUUCAGCAGGUGACCUUCAACUCGGCCAUUGCCUCCUGCCGCGCCGGCCACUGGGCGACGGCCCUCUGGCUGCUGGGCUCGAGCAUCAAGGCCAGCGUUGUCACCUACAGCGCAUGCGUCAGCGCGUGCGAGAAGAGCUACAAGUGGCAGCUUCCGUGUUCUCUCCUCUUCUCCUUGUGCCAACACGGCUUGGUUCCGAAUGCCGUUGCCGAGGGCACUGUGCUGCAGGCUCUGACCUGGGCAGCACAGUGGCGGCGAACUCUUGCAGCUCUGCAGGCGGCCACCCCAAGCGCCCCGGCGUUUAACGCGGUACUUCGGUCGCUCGGCGCUGCCUGGGAACGUGGGCUGGCGCAGCUUGAGCAGAUGAUACUGCACCGCCAACAACCGGACGUUUGCAGUACCAACCAGCUCCUGGCCUCCUGCCAGUCAGCUGGGGCCUGGCACGGCGCGCUGGCCAUCUUAGAGGCCGAGGCUGCCACGGCCUCUACACGAGAUUCCUUCCUGGAGGCCAGGCACUCGGCGCAAAUAUUCCAACUUGGGGGAGUCGUCCACCCGCCUGGUGAUGCAACAGGGCCUCGGCCGAGAUCGCGAGCAAUCGCGGAGGUCUCGCGGCGAAGCCUUGCCGAGCUGGUGGCAGAUCUCUGGUCCAUGGCCGUCCUGGCUUCCGAUGACCUGCCGCUGCGGCAAAGCAUUCGGGAGGAGAUCCGGAGAAGGAUCAUUCGAGGCCAAGUGGGAUUGUUAGAAACACCCAGCCUCGGCAAUCUGGCCUGGGCCUUGGCGACCACGGCUGAAGACAUCCAGUUGCAAGAGCCGUUAUCGAAACUUCGCGAAGAGCUGCUGGUGCGUGCGAGGGUGCUGCCAGGUCAGUGCCCCCGCCGCGUGCUUGGCGACCUCGCCGAAGCUUUGCUCACUGCCUCCUGGGCUGGUCGGCUACUGGAGCUUCCGGUCAGCGAAGGCGAAGUCUCGGAGGUUUUGGCCAGUCUGGGUGGCGACCUGGAUGGCCGCCGCCUCUUGCAUUUUCUGCCGAGCCUCCCAACGAUGGCCAGAGAAGGGCAGGAAGUUCCAUCUUCCUUCCCACGGGUUCGCUUGAGCUUCCACGGCGGCCUGGUCUUGCUGAAGCCCAGCGGCUGGCAGAUUUACGACAAGGUGGCGCAGGAGGAGGGCCCUCGCAGCCGGGGGAACGUCACCGCCUUUUUGGGCGCCUGGUGGCCUCGUCAGCCGACUCUCCUAAGAGAUUUCUCCUGCAACUGCGGCUUCCUUCAUCGCUUGGACGUCCCGAGCUCCGGCCUCAUCCUUGCAGCAAGCCGCUACGAGACGUACUUUGACCUGAGGCUGCAGCUGGCUACUGGGGCCCUACGCAGGGAGUAUGCCGUCCUCUGCCAUGGUUUCAUUCCUAGCCGCGCAGAGAUCAAUGCUCCAGUGGUUUGGUCGUCCUCGAGUGUCUCUCGGGACGAGCUCACGAAGGUCAAAUCAGGGGGCUGGCCAGCCAAGACCCAGCUGCUCACAUGUGCGAGCGCCGUGGCUGAAGAGUGUGCCGUGACGUUGCUGGACAUCCGCAUUCAGACGGGCCGCCGGCAUCAGAUCCGAACACACCUGGCGCAUAUCGGCGCAGCCUCCGUGGCAGAUGGGAUGCUCCCGGCAAAACCUAGUGUUUUUAUGGACGGUUUCUCCUGUUCGCAUUUCAAGCAGCACCCGAGGCCUUCAAACAUCAAUGAUUGCUACGCAUGUUUAACAUACACCUGCCACAUCCGCUUGAUUUGUCGCUGCUUCUUGUAG
Symbiodinium sp. CCMP2592 is the source of this 3267-nucleotide messenger RNA. The record is from the annotation of a GenBank genome assembly. NCBI's taxonomy places the organism in Eukaryota, Dinophyceae, Suessiales, Symbiodiniaceae.